AUGACAUUCCCUGCAAGCUUUAAUUUCCCCAAAAAGCCCGAAAACACAAUUACAUUUGCUUCUUAUAACGUCGCUAGCUUGCCUGCUAGUAUUAAAAAGGGUUUCAACAAAUACGUAGACGCCGAGGAUGCAGAUAUAUUAUGCGUACAAGAGACAAAGGUGAAUAAGCCUUUGGACACGGCAGUCAGCAAGGAGAUGUAUCCAUAUCAAUAUUGGACAUUUAGCUCAAAGAAAGGUUAUGCGGGUAUCGCUGUCUUUUCCAAGUUCAAGCCAAAGGAAGUGACCUAUGGUAUACCCAAGUUUGACGGAGACCAAGAAGGCCGUGUGAUUACCUUGGAAUUUGACAAUAACAUUGUUCUUAUCGCAAGCUAUGUACCUAAUGCAGGAGAUAAGCUAGUACGGUUACCAGAACGCCGCAUUUUCAAUGAUCAUAUGGAAAAGUACAUUCGAUCAUUUCAAAAAGAAGGUAAAUCUGUUAUCUGGACAGGCGAUCUGAAUGUGGCUCAUACACCAGACGACUUGGCUCGACCUGCAACCAACGAAAGAUCGGCUGGUUUCACUAUUGAAGAAAGAACGGAUUUUAGCAAGGUGCUUAAUCCAUCAGAUGACGGUUUGCCUGGUCUGGUCGAUACCUGGAGACACUUUCAUCCCGAGCAAAAGGGACAUUAUACUUACUACAGCUAUCGUUUCAAGUGUCGUGAAAAGUUAAUAGGCUGGAGAUUGGACUAUUUUACGGUGACUCCUGAUUUACUGGACAAAAUUGUCUCUAGCGAAAUCAGACAUGAGGCAUGGGGAGCAAGUGAUCACGUGCCUAUUAUUCUUACACUUAAGGAUGUCAUAUUAUAA
Rhizopus microsporus ATCC 52813 is the source of this 846-nucleotide messenger RNA. RefSeq lists its product as uncharacterized. Gene Ontology annotation, molecular function: DNA-(apurinic or apyrimidinic site) endonuclease activity; double-stranded DNA 3'-5' DNA exonuclease activity; DNA binding. The transcript has 2 exons. Gene Ontology annotation, biological process: base-excision repair. Gene Ontology annotation, cellular component: nucleus. NCBI's taxonomy places the organism in Eukaryota, Fungi, Mucoromycota, Mucoromycetes, Mucorales, Rhizopodaceae. The record is from RefSeq and is a predicted model, not a curated record. Bases 1 to 846 code for a protein of 281 amino acids.